UCUAUUUUUCUCCAAUUUCUAGAAUUUUCUCCUUCAUCCCCAAAGCAAGGGGAGAUGACAUCUUGUCUUCUCUGAGCCACCUGUGCCCCACAACCAGCAGAGCCAUGGAUCUGGAAUACGAGCUGCCCAACGCCACCACCUUCUGGUUCUCUCCAGCUUCCCCAUUCGACAACUUCUCUGUAGAGGCCCCCACCAAUGCAUCACAGAAUGCCACUGGCCAGCACUUCGACCUAACCAGCAACGCCAUCCUCACCUUCAUCUACUUUGUGGUCUGCAUCAUAGGGCUGUGUGGCAACACACUGGUGAUUUACGUCAUCCUUCGUUAUGCCAAGAUGAAAACCAUCACCAACAUCUACAUCCUGAACCUGGCCAUUGCUGAUGAGCUGUUCAUGCUGGGGCUGCCCUUCCUGGCCAUGCAGGUUGCGUUGGUACACUGGCCCUUUGGCAAAGCCAUCUGCAGGAUUGUCAUGACAGUGGAUGGGAUCAAUCAGUUCACCAGCAUCUUCUGCUUGACAGUUAUGAGCGUUGACCGCUACCUGGCUGUUGUCCAUCCCAUUAAGUCUGCCAAGUGGAGACGGCCCAGGACAGCCAAAAUGAUCAACGUGGCCGUUUGGGGUGUCUCCCUGUUGGUGAUCAUGCCCAUCAUGAUUUAUGCUGGGGUGCAGCAGAAUCACGGCAGGAGUAGCUGCACCAUCAUCUGGCCAGGAGAAUCAGGUGCGUGGUACACGGGCUUCAUCAUCUACGCCUUCAUCCUUGGCUUCCUGGUGCCUCUCACCAUUAUCUGCCUUUGCUAUUUGUUCAUCAUUAUCAAAGUCAAGUCCUCAGGCAUCAGGGUGGGCUCCUCCAAGAGGAAAAAGUCUGAGAAGAAAGUCACCAGGAUGGUCUCCAUCGUGGUUGCUGUCUUCAUCUUCUGCUGGCUCCCUUUCUACAUCUUCAACGUCUCCUCUGUCUCUGUCCUGAUCGUGCCCACGCCCGUCCUCAAGGGCAUGUUCGACUUUGUCGUGGUCCUCAGUUAUGCCAACAGCUGUGCCAACCCCAUCCUUUAUGCCUUCUUGUCUGAUAACUUCAAGAAGAGCUUUCAGAACGUCCUCUGCUUGGUGAAGGUCAGCGGCAUGGACGAUGCGGACCGAAGCGACAGCAAGCAGGACAAAUCCAGGCUCAACGAGACCACAGAAACCCAAAGGACCCUGCUCAAUGGUGACCUGCAGACAAGCAUCUGAGAGGGCAGCGGGGUUGUCCUUCACUCGCUCUCCUCUCCCCACUUGCUCCCAAUGGCACUGGUACGUAGGGAGUCGGGCAGGAGUGCCAGAGAUGCACACCCCAGUGGGGCGGGUGUCCUAAGCUGGGCUGGUUCCCAAGCUGCUGCUGGGUUGGCUUUCAAGCAUUGUGAAGGAUAUGGUUCAAGAGGAACUGCCUCACCAGGAACACAAAGACUCUGUAGGAAUCCCCACGUGGCAGCGCAUGUUUAAACACCAAAGUGCCGCUGUGGGCAACAGAUAUUGCUGGGACAGCUCUGCUGGUUCUCCUGGUAUUACCCAUGGGGCUGAAAUUGGCUUUGGGUGCUCUGCCCCGGAACGGUGCUCACAUCGAACUGAUGGAUGGAGAAUGCAGCCUGGCUGGGCUGGGACCUGAGUGCACAUGGGGUGGCCUCGGGAGGAACUGAGACCACAGGUGCACACACUGGCUGCACUACUGCAGAGCUGUGCCGACUGGGAGCCGAGACCUGGGAGCUCCCUGCAAGCACAAGCAUGCUCCUGCAGUCACGUCCUCCCCAGGGAGACAAGGGGUUACAUUCAGCCCGACUGUAAGUUACUCAACCCUUCCCUAAAGCCUCCCUACUGCUGUUUGACUGCUUCCUUUGCAGAGAGCUGUCCUGCAUGGAGGAGGCACGGCAGGACAGAGGCAGCCUCCCCGAGGACACAGCCCUCUCCAGCACUUUUGGGUCCCUCCGUGCUUCUGUUCUGCCUCUGCCAGCCCCACAGCCUCCCUGCUGCAGGAGAGCCCCUGCCCUCCUGCCUCCUAUGACAUCACCUUCCCAUAGAUUUUCUCUUCAGAUGGAGGAUUUUCCCCCUUUUUCCUUCUUUUCUUGGAUCUGUUCACAUCAGCCUCUGGCUGAUCUCCCCAGUGAGCCAUGGCCGGGCUGGCUGAGCAGUCACUGUACAAUCCAGUAGGAAAUUCUUGGAAGCAUUUACUCAGCAGUAGCAUUGGGGUUUGGAGUACAGCUGUGCAGUUGCUGCUCAUCCUGCUGCUGACAGCCAGGUGAGAUGUGGGCUUGUCCUGUCCCUGUGGUGGCACAGAGAAUCACCAGGGCUGGAGCUGCUAUGAGCGAACAUCGCCUGCUUACCAAGAACACCUCCCUGCUCUUUCCAGGCAAGUCAUUAAAAAGGAAGGAGUGAUGGAGAAUAUGGUUGACAGGAAUUUGGGGCACAAUGGGGCUUGACCCUCAUCUGAGCCAAAAGGACUGGGCGGAGCAGAGGACCCUGAGCUGAAGGAGGAACCUCUGAGAUGCAUGGAGGAACCUCUGAGAUGCAUGGAGGAGAGUCCCCAGGCUGCCUCUUCUGUGGGAUGGCUGCAGCUGCUCAUGUCUCCACGCCCUGUUGCUAACAGCAAGGCUGUGACCACUGCAAGCCACCCCUGUCACUGCUGGGGUGCACGUCCUGCAGGUAACUGCAGAGGGGGGACAGCAUUUUCCCCAGGGGCUUCCAGCACGAAGCCAAGAGGAAGAGCAGAGAAGAGCAGAGAAGAGCAGAGAAGAG
This is a messenger RNA of Phasianus colchicus (ring-necked pheasant), 2756 nucleotides long. The record is from RefSeq and is a predicted model, not a curated record. NCBI's taxonomy places the organism in Eukaryota, Metazoa, Chordata, Aves, Galliformes, Phasianidae.